AUGAGGCCUCCAACAAAGGAGACAAUCAGCAGACCCAUGUUGAAGACCAUGAGAGGCCAUCGAAUCCUGAAGAAGUUAAUGGCAGGGGAAGAAAACGCAGGAAGAAACAUGCGAGGCCCCCACCAUCUGGUAGAGAUUAACCUGCACCACAAAACAAUAGUGAAGGACAUGCUGAUGAGGAUGCGUCUUGUGGGGUUCAAGGUCGGAGGAUUCAUCGAAGACCCCGUCCAUCCGGCCAGAGGAUUCUGCCACCUAGGGAAGAGAAUCAGGCCCCAAGGGUGGUUGUGCCUAACCCAAAUGACAUUGAUGAAGAGCCUACUGAAUAUCAGUAUCAUUCUGAAGAGUUACACACCCCCACCAGGUUCUGAUUCUGAGGAUGAAAAUCCAGUAUUCCCUCAGUAUAAUUCUGAUACAAAGUUUGGCAAAAUUAGACUGGAGUUAGUGAUGGAGUUUGGCACGAUGCAGCAGUUUAAGGAUGCAGUCAGGAAGUAUAGUAUUCAGAUGGGCAGAGAGGCAUUUUUUCUCAAGGUUAAACCACAUAGGUGCAGGGUCAUCUGUUACAACGAAACUUGUCCAUGGGAAGUUUACUGUGCAAGGAGAAACCAGCCCCCUAGUUACCAAAUCAAAACACUGGUCGAUGAGCAUACAUGUCCUAGGAGUAAUAAAAGCAUGUCAGUCACUUGUAAAUGGGUGGCCGAGGAGUUGAUUAGCAAGAUUAGGGUAUGUCCUCACUUGUCCCAUAGAGAGGCUCGAGAAAUGUUCAAAGUUGAGUUUGAUAUCUGUGUCGGAGAGAGGAUGAUGUUUAGGGCAAUGGAGAAGGCUAAAGAUGUCAUCGAGGGCACAGAAAAGGAACAAUAUUUGAAGUUAAGGACUUACUUGACUGAGCUGCGUAAGGCCAAUCCAGGAUCCACUUGCCGUAUGAGCACAACACCACAACAAGAGGGGCUGCCUAAGUUUAGAAGUUUAUACAUCUGUCUAGAAGCAUGUAAAAGGGGAUUCAAGCAAGGAUGUAGGCCUUUCUUAUGCCUUGACGGAGCAUUUUUAAAGGGAUAUUUUGGGGGGCAGCUACUGACAGCCGUUGCUCAGGACGCCAACAAUCAUCUAUUCCCAGUUGCAUAUGGAGUAGUUGACGCAGAAACAAAGACCAAUUGGAAAGAAUUCCUAGAGUAUUUGUUGGAUGAUAUCGGGGAUCAUAGGCAAUUCGAUUGGCACUUCAUGUUUGUGACAAACCCCAAUUUGACGGGGCUAAUACCUGCUCUACAAGAAGUUAUGCCAGGGGUUAAACACAGGGCACUGACAUAUCAGGAGUUUAAUGAAGGUAUGGAUGCCAUAAAGAGAAUUAAUACUUCUGCUUGGGAAUAUAUGUCUAAGUAUGAGCAAGAAACUUGGUCAAGAUCAAGAUUCUCCACUUGGCCCAAAGUGGAUAACAUAACGAACAACAAUGCGGAGUCUCUUAAUGCAACCAUGGUAGGGCUAAGAGGCAAGAGCAUCAUAACCAUGUUUGAGGAGAUUAGAUAUUACCUCAUGAAGACUAUGGCUACCCACAAAGAUGCACUCAUGGCCUACACGGGUAAACUGGCGCCUAUCCAGACGAGCAGACUGGAGAAGGAAAAGAAGGAAGGAAACUACUGGGAAGCUCAGUGGGUGGGAGACGAUGAGCAUAAUGUCUUUGAAGUUAGAAGGCAUGGUCGAACAGUUCGGGUCAACACUCAUGAAAGGACUUGCACUUGUAGAAAGUGGCAACUUACAGGUCUGCCUUGCUGUCAUGGAAUUGCUGCAAUUCAAAGAAAAAAUCAACGACCAGAAGAUUAUGUCCAUCAUUGGCUGACUAUGGAAGCAUACAAUAGAACAUACCAAUUUCACAUCAACACUGUCCCUAGUCAAGAAUAUUGGGCUGAUGCAGAAGGGCUGCCGUGUCUCCCUCCACCUUAUAAGAGGCCAAUAGGAAGACCUACAAAGAAGAGAGCAAGACAUGAAUCAGAGAGACAGAAUGGGAGCCGGUACAAAAUCAAGAGGAGCUAUGGAAAGACAAGUUGUAAAUAUUGCAAAAAGGUGGGACAUAAUUCGAGGACAUGUCCUGAUAAGAAGACUCCUGCUGCAGCUGAGGCAGGUGAAGAUGUACAAUAA
Arachis stenosperma is the source of this 2127-nucleotide messenger RNA. RefSeq lists its product as uncharacterized. Lineage: Eukaryota; Viridiplantae; Streptophyta; Magnoliopsida; Fabales; Fabaceae. The transcript has 5 exons. The coding region runs from base 1 to 2127 and encodes 708 amino acids. The record is from RefSeq and is a predicted model, not a curated record. Gene Ontology annotation, molecular function: nucleic acid binding; zinc ion binding.